GCCACGCCAGGAAACGGCGGCGAGGCCAACGAUGCUUGCUGUCGCGGCUAGCUGGGCGGCGCCGGUCGGCCGAGAUGGCAGUCGCCGGCCACGCGCCAGCUAGUUUUUCAGUCCGUCCGACCCGAGGUCGGUCGCUCCUUGAUUCGCACGGUCAAUGCGAUCAAUUAGCUCCUUUCCGCAGUGUACUUCCCCGGGAGUAGUGUAGAUUAUUUUAGGAUCGCCCCGGUCCUGUCCCGGCGCGGGCGAGGUCCCCGAGCUUUGUAUAAAUGCGGGCCGGCCGGCGCCAUAACUUCCUCAGCUCCUCCGCAUCGCCUAGCUCUCCUCUCUGGCAAGCUAGCGAGCUAGCCCCGCGGGCGUGCCGAGCGUCCAUCAAGAAGAUAGACGUGCGGUGCGGACGCGGUGGCCGGCCGGUUUUCUUAGCGGAGAGUGGAGGCCGACGAUGCUGCAGGCGGCCAGGUACCUGCUGGGCUCCCCGGGCGCCAGCGGGUUCGGCUCCAAGUCCACCGCCGAGGAGGUCACGGCCGCCUGCCCGGACCUCGGCUCGCUCACCGCCAUCAUCACCGGCGCCACGUCGGGGAUCGGGGCGGAGACGGCGCGGGUGCUGGCCAAGCGCGGGGCGAGGGUGGUCAUCCCGGCGCGGAGCGUCAAGGCGGCCGAGGACAUGCGCGCGCGCAUCCUGGCCGAGUGCCCCGGCGCCGACGUCCUCGUGCUGCACCUCGACCUCAGCUCGCUCGCCUCUGUGCGCGCCUUCGCCAGUCGCUUCCUCUCCCUCGGCCUACCGCUCCACCUCCUCAUCAACAACGCCGGCAAGUUCUCGCACGGCCAGCUCUCGCUGUCCGAGGAUGGCGUCGAGAUGACCUUCGCCACCAACUAUCUUGGGCAUUUCCUGCUGACGAAGCUGCUGCUCGGGAGGAUGGCGGAGACGGCGGCGGCCACGGGAGUGCAGGGCCGCAUCGUGAACGUGUCGUCCAGCGUGCACGGCUGGUUCUCCGGCGACUGGGCCGACUACCUCCAGCUCGUCACCCGCCGCAAGAUACCCUACGACGCGACGCAGGCCUACGCGGUGUCCAAGCUCGCCAACGUGCUGCACACCAAGGAGCUCGCCGCCCGCCUCCAGGAGAUGGGCGCGGACGUGACGGUGAACUGCGUGCACCCGGGCAUCGUCAGGACGCGCCUGAACCGCGACCGCGAGGGCCUCGUGACAGAUCUCGUCUUCGUGCUGCUCUCCAAGCUGCUCAAGACCAUCCCACAGGCUGCGGCGACCACGUGCUACGCGGCGGUGCACCCGAGGCUGGACGGCGUGUCCGGCCGUUACUUCGCCGACUGCAACGAGGCGCUGCCGUCGCCGGCCGCCUCAAGCCGCCGCGAGGCCGCGCGGCUCUGGCAGGCGUCGGAGGACAUGAUCUGUGCCUCAAGCAGUCAACCGGACAGGAACAUCUGAUGAGUAUCCGACUAGUUGGUGUCCAUCAACCGUGUAAACAUAUUCCUCGCUCGGUUUGUUCUGCAUCAAGCCAGGGUGUCACAUGCAUAUAUACAUAUUUUAGUAGUAGCAGUAGCCAAUUAGUGAUCGUGUUUCUGUGAGAUCCAUGUGUAUUAUACCAUAUACUAGUAGUAGACUAGAGGUUGAUUGACAUGGUGGUCGGUGUAGACUGUUGUACUCCUGUAUUUUGUCAGUGAGAUUCCGAUGUGCAUAUA
Triticum dicoccoides is the source of this 1695-nucleotide messenger RNA. RefSeq names its product short-chain dehydrogenase TIC 32 B, chloroplastic-like. NCBI's taxonomy places the organism in Eukaryota, Viridiplantae, Streptophyta, Magnoliopsida, Poales, Poaceae. Bases 440 to 1441 code for a protein of 333 amino acids. The record is from RefSeq and is a predicted model, not a curated record. The transcript is spliced from 3 exons.